Molecule: messenger RNA, 2898 nt
Organism: Bradysia coprophila
Lineage: Eukaryota; Metazoa; Arthropoda; Insecta; Diptera; Sciaridae
Biological process (GO): cell surface receptor signaling pathway; G protein-coupled receptor signaling pathway
Cellular component (GO): membrane
Molecular function (GO): G protein-coupled receptor activity
Source: RefSeq, a predicted model, not a curated record
UCGUUGCUUGUGUGUGUACGCCAAAGAUAUCGUGUCCUGUAACAGUAUGUGUAUGUUGUUGAAAAUGUAUCAACCCUGUUACUAGGAAAAUUAUUCGACAGACGCACUGCAAUAUCCAGCAUCCGCGUAUUGGUGUGUACUGUACAUCCAUCUCUCAUUCCAUCAGUUUUCGUGAAAAGAUGAAAAUGGGAUUUGUUUUUAUUGCGGCGUAGUCCUCCAAAAACCCGACAAAAACAACGCAAAUAAUGAGCAAAAACUUUAAAAAUGUGUGCUUCAUUGUUACAGUUUGGUAUUUUGCCGUAGCUGGAGAAAACAUCACCACCGAAAAUGACAAUAAAUAUUUGAACAACUUUGUCAAUAUCUCCAACCUACAACCGGAAUUGAUCGAAUAUUACGACUUAGAUGUGUCCGAGGAUGGCUACACAUCGAGCAUCCCACCAGAAAUUUAUCCCGAUCCGGAGGGUGUACUAAUCUCGAAGAAAAUACCAUUCAAAAAAGACCCACCACGUAGACCCACGAUUGGCGGAAAUUUGGUGGAAAGGAAUGACGAUUUGAAGGAACAUGAUACCAUUGACAAUAUCAUGUACAUCUAUUACGGAUCGGUGGGAACGAUGCGAAAGAGUCUGGGUGGAAGCAUAAUUAUUGUGGGUGCUGUUUUCGCACUGGCAGCUCAAAUAUUGGCCAUUGUUUUGUCGCUGCUGCGUAAUCGUCGUUUCCGUCGUCAAAACGACCUGGCCACCAUAUCACUUAAUCUGUUAUCGACACUAUGUGCUUCCAAUUUUGUAUUUAUCGUUGGUGUGCAGGCUUCCAAGACGUUAUUCAAAUGUGAAAUGAUUGCCGUUCUGUUGCAUUACUUCCAUUUAUCGACAUCUUUGUGGGGUUUAUCCCACUCAUAUACAAUUUACGAUUUUAUUAUAAAUGACAAUGCGCCAAAUUUAAAGUAUCAUAAUCUAGUUGCCUACGUUGGGUCAGCAGUUUAUGUGAUGUUGUCGUUCCUUGUUUCAAGUUCAAGUUUCGAGGUAGUCGACUACUGUUGGAUGUCCGUGGCUAGAGGAAUGAUAGUAAAUUUUAUGAUUCCGAUAUCGGUUCUUAUAGUCGCCACAACGGUUUUGGGAACAUUGUCAUUGAGAUCGGUUGCGUCAAAGCAACGAGAAGUGAUAGUUGAAAGUAUUGAGAAUAUACUCGAGAAAUGUCAGCACGUAUCUGCCGUCAUACCCACCAUGGAGAAAUGUUGUGAUGAGAUGGAUAAGCAGGUUUGUGAUACAGAUCUCAAGCGAGUUGACUUCUACGAUUCAAAAUUCGAUUUGGGUGCACUAUCUAUCGCUGACCUGUCGUUGCAAAGUUCAACGGAUUCCCAGGACUAUGCAGAAUUCAAACAUGCAUGCAUGUUUUCGUUGUUCUUCCAACCAGCGUUUGCGGUCUGUUGGUUUCUAGGCGUUGUCGCUCUGGAAAACCGGGAGUCGUGUGUUAUGCCGGUGGCAUUUAUUAUUGUUAGUAAUAUACUGAAUUGGUACAUUCUGUAUCAAUCAUCGUCAAUAUGUCCAGUUAUUAUUACUGCAUCGAACAGUCACUCACAGUCCGUGUCUGCCGUACAAUUUGAAUCGAACAGUAAUAACAACGAUGACACGAACCAGCCAACCAGUGGUAUGGAUACGAUUCCAUUGCUCUGUUCGGUGACAACUGGCAAUAAUCCCAUCAAUUCGAAUCCGAAUGUGGACGAUCUGUUUGGAAAUGGUACAUUGUGCGGACAGUUGAAUUCGUGGGAAACGAGUAUGGAAAAUGUUAAUUUGGAUUGCAUAAGUACAAUAAGCAAUUAAAGAAAAGAUUUUAGCUGAGUAACUUAAGGUAUAAUAGUUUAGAAAUUGGAAAAUAAUUUGUUUUUACUGUAGAAUUUUAAGGUGUUUUGCUUGUUAAAUUUUUAAGAGAAUGUUCCGUAUGGAACAGAAAAUAGGUUCAAUGACAGAUUUACAGUACAUUUAUCAGUACGAUUUAGAGAUCGUACAACGAAAUUAAAAUGAAAAUUCUCACAUUUUCCUUCGACAAAUUAUAUUUUGAGUACGGGCAACAGGCAGGCGAAUCCGGUGAAAUCGUUAAACCUAUUCAAACUAUUUGUUCAAUGUGUUGUGCACAGGUCUUUUAUUUCACUUAUUUUAACAUGCAUUCUCCUCUUUAAUGCCGAUGGUCAGCCAAACAACUGCGAAUAACAACAUUCGAAAACGCAUGACGUGUGUCGUUGAUUUAAAAAUCGAAGAAAUUACUAACUUCUCACCCCAAUUACAAAUCUCGUACCCAAUCUCGUUGCCAAGAUCAAAAACCCAGUGCCUAUUUUUGAGAAGUCGGUCUCUUGAACUCUAGAAAUUUCAAAAGAAAUCGGCUUCUCAAAAAUAGGCACUGCAAAAAUCACUUUUACCUGAAAGUUUAGGUCAGGCCAGGUUAGUUUAUAAUGAAUACGAGAACUUACCUGAACCUGUCAAGUAUUAGGCAUUAUUAAAUUUUCUUAGAAAUUUUUCGGGGUGAGAUCAAUUCAGAUUAGAUCCAGUGCCUUUUUUUAAGAAUUUUAUUCUUAAAAAUUCUAUAAAAUUCCUUAAAAUUCCAUAAAUAUUUUAUUGUCUGUGUCUAGAUCUUCAAAUUUCGUCUGUAUUACGGAUAUUCAAUUCUUCGGCCGUAGUCAAAUUAGUAUUUCGAAUCAAGUCAAGUUAAUAUCGAGAAACAGACCCGUUGACGGGUAACCUACAGGCUAUCGACUACGACGAACUACAAAAAUAAGCCAUGAGCUCUCAGAUGUAUUUUACACAGCAAAAUAUAAGCAAAAUAUAUGUUUAAGCAAGUCAAGUGUCACAUACGGCUAUUCAUCUGUUAUCGAUAGAACGACGACAAAAAAAUGACAAGCUCUGAGUA